Messenger RNA from Corticium candelabrum, 2500 nucleotides. Its product is annotated as gamma-aminobutyric acid type B receptor subunit 1-like. Gene Ontology annotation, biological process: gamma-aminobutyric acid signaling pathway; G protein-coupled receptor signaling pathway. The transcript has 16 exons. The record is from RefSeq and is a predicted model, not a curated record. Gene Ontology annotation, molecular function: G protein-coupled GABA receptor activity. Gene Ontology annotation, cellular component: G protein-coupled receptor heterodimeric complex; membrane. The coding region runs from base 29 to 2491 and encodes 820 amino acids. NCBI's taxonomy places the organism in Eukaryota, Metazoa, Porifera, Homoscleromorpha, Homosclerophorida, Plakinidae.
UCAUUUGUGCUUUACCUAGUGAAACAAGAUGUGGACUGUUGUGCUCAAUGUUGCUCUAGUUACAACAUGCUCUAGCUUUUUGUGUUCUCUUGCUGCUAGCACAAGUAGCCUACACAUCGGUGCGUUGCUACCGGUUGCAGAGAACCCACGAUUUUUCAACAAGGACCUAGAGUUUAUAUGUGAGAUAGCCGUAGAUCACGUCAACGAAUCGCCAGACAUUCUUCCAAAUCACACUCUCGCUCUAGAGUUGCAAGAUUCUAUGUGUGAUGUUGGGCUGGCUAUCUAUGAACUGUCAAACUUGCUACAGGCAGGGAAAGAGACCAUGGUGGCUUUAAUUGGUGAGGGAUGCUCAACUGCAACCCAACCUAUUGCACGAGCAACUCCAUUGUGGAAUCUGGUUUUGUUUAAUUUUCUUUCGACAUCUCCAGCUUUGUCUAACACUGACAUUUAUCCAAGCUUUUAUCCUGUAUUACCUUCAGAGAAUGGCUUGAAUCCAGCUCGUGUGGCUGUGAUGAAACAAAACAGGUGGAGAAAGGCAAUAAUUUUGAUUCAAUCAUCUGAAAUAUUCGAUCUGAAUGCUGAAAAUCUUCGACAGAGUAUGGUGGCUUCAGGUUUUGAAACACCAAAACUGUUACUUUUACCAGAAAGUCACGAUUAUUCCCAUGUCGUACAACAAGUCAAGGAAACUGGAAUUCGCAUUCUCUUUGGACUGUUUUAUGAGGAAGUUGGCAGACAAGUUAUAUGUGAGUUUUGGAAGAACGGCAUAUCUGCACCCGACUAUGUGUGGCAUUUUGUUGGAUGGUAUCAGUCUCCAUAUUGGUAUUUGGCAACAAUUGGUGACAAGGAACAGCCUGGAAGCUGCAGUCGUGAACAGUUACUGACAACAGUAAAUGGACACUUUACCUAUGACGUUGCUCAAGUGAGAGCUGAUACAGAUAUUAGAUUGGCAACAGGAAAGACGGUGCAGGAAAUUGCAAAUACUUUAUCAAGAAAAAAAUCCACUAGUUUCCAAAACGUUUCUGAUGUGUUUCGUCAGUACAGUGCAUAUGGCUAUGAUUGUGUGCUAGCUCUUGGUUUAUCAUUGCACAGAGUAGCAGAGCACCUUGCCAUUUCAGGAGAGAUUAGCAGGCUUAACAACUUUACAUACAAUGAUGACAUUUUGAUCAAAAUAAUACGAAAUGUGACUAAAGAUGAAACAUUUGUGUUUGAAGGCUUAACAGGUCCUGUGCGAGUUGCCACUUUGUUUAGUCUUGAAGAGCAGCAAAGACGAGCAGCAGCACAUGUUAAGAUUUACUACAAUACAAGAGAUCAAACUCAUUUUAUUGCUCUUGUCACUGGCAAUGACACUAAACAUUUUUCUUCGAUUCCAUGGACAACAACUAAUAAUAAACCUCCUCAUGACUCAACUCCAGAUGUGGAGAAGUAUUCCAAUGUUGGCUUUUUUGUUGCAAUGGUCGUGCUAGCAGCUCUUGGGCUGGUAAUUGACUUGGUUUUAUUUGUGUUUACACAGCAGCAAAGAAAUCACAGAAUAAUGAAGAAGGCUGUACCUCGAAUCAACAGGUGGUUAAUUCUUGGAACUGCUGGAGUGUUUCUAGCAAUCAUCUUUUAUGGAUUUGAUGGCCAGUUUUUUGCAUUCAGUGACCCUUCUUCACUUCAUCUUUGCUUUGCUCGCAUAGUUGCCCUGGCAUUGGGUUUCACCUUUGCUUUUGGAACAAUACUGGUUAAGACGAUUGCUGAACUUUGCAAACUGCAAGGCUUUAAAUGCAUAGGAGGCAUUAACCAACAGGUAUUUCUACGGAAUUUGGAGUAUCUUCUAAUAGGAAUUUUGCUGCUAUUGGACAUUAUUUUGUUGAUUAUGUGGCGCAAUUUAGAUUCUUUUACAAAGUCUAUUCAAGUACUAAAUCCUCAUGAUGAUGACAAAAUUAGGUAUAUUCGUUACAAGUGUUCAGUAGGAGAUAGUUGGGCUAAUGGUUUUGCUGGCUACAAACUUAUCAUGCUUCUUGCUACCAUUAUUCUUGUAUGUGUACACAUCAAGACUGUGAGCACGAAGGAUAAAAGACACUCACCGUAUAAAGACUUGAUCGUAUCGAGUUGUGGUAUGGCGUUUUCUUUUGCUGCAUUUGGUUUGGUGUUUAUUGAUGACCCUGGAUUGGAGUAUGCUCUGGUUUCAUUGGUCUUAAUUGUGAUGUCAUACUUGAUUCUUGGAUCAAUGUUUGCAUUGAAAUUUUUGGGUGUUUUGAUGUCAAGUCAUAACAAAGAUAACGUUGAUGAAACAGAUGCAAAUGGUGCAAGAAUCAAAGAGCUGCAUGAUCUCUACAAGGUCAACAAGAAUCAAAAGGAGUUGUUGAAACGUAUUCAACAACAGGGUGGUCUUACAGAACAGUUAGCAGCUGCUGUCAGUGAGGCAUUACAGCCAGUAGGUAAUUUGGUGCCUUCAGAGGUGGUUACAAGUACAGCCAGUAGAAUUCACAAAGAUGUUGAAAUGUGGUAGUUAAUUAUG